AUGGGCAGAACCGAGUGCAUAAAAAGGGAAAGCACAGUGGGAGAAGCAAAGAAUGAGUCCACAUACCAAUACUUCCAAUUGCCCGAUGAAGUCAUUCAGCACAUCAUCUCUUUCCUACCUCUGAAAGACGUAAUCGCCACUCGGAUCUUGUCCAAAACAUGGCAGCGCAUCUCUCCUGUGCAACAUUUGAAUUUCAGAACUAGAUGCUCACAUUUAAAUAAACUGAAUAAUGAUGGGCAAUAUAGAUCAUUUGGGGGACUAAAAGAAGAUUUUCUUCACUUUGUCGAUCAGUCUCUCGAAAUGUUCUACCAAAAGCAAAAAAGUGUACUAACAUUCUCUCUAUACGUGAACGAAUAUGCUGCACAUUCCAAACAACUAACUGUUUUAAGUUUAGUUACGUGUGAGUUGAAGGAUUAUUCUAUCGGUGAUGCUGCAAGGUUAGAUUCUUUGCACGAUUUAAGUCUGGAGCACGUUCAUUUAUCUGAUAGGAUUCUUAAUCGGCUCAUCUCUAUCAGCCCCAACAUUAAGCACUUCAGUCUCAAACUCUGCGAAGGGAUAAAAUUUCUUGAAUUGCUUAAUCUUGAUAGACUUGAGAAGGUAGUGGUACAGGAUUAUUGGAUUUAUAAGAUUAAGAUUGAGACGCGAAGUCUUCAUACUUUGAUUUUCACAGGUGGUUUCAUACGUAUUGUGAGAUUGAUUUGA
This is a messenger RNA of Camellia sinensis, 702 nucleotides long. Lineage: Eukaryota; Viridiplantae; Streptophyta; Magnoliopsida; Ericales; Theaceae. The record is from RefSeq and is a predicted model, not a curated record.